AUGAAAUCAAAAAACCAAACAGGGAUAGCAGAAUUCUUACUUCUGGGACUCUCAGAAGACCCCCACCUGCAGCCCCUCAUCUUUGGGCUGUUCCUGACCAUGUACCUGCUCACGGUGCUGGGGAACCUGCUCAUCAUCCUGGCGAUCAGCUCUGACUCCCACCUCCACACCCCCAUGUACUUCUUCCUCUCCAACCUGUCCUUCACUGACAUCUGUUUCAGCACCAGCACGGUCCCCAAGAUGCUGGUGAACAUCGAGAGACAGAGCAGAACCAUCAGCUACAUAGGCUGCCUCACCCAGGUCUACUUUGUCCUGGUUUUUGCAGGGUUGGAAAACUUUCUACUUGCAGCGAUGGCCUAUGACCGUUUCAUAGCCAUCUGCAAUCCACUUUGGUACACAGUCAUCAUGAACUCCCUCCUGUGUGUUCUGGUGACUCUAUUCUCAUUGUUAAUUAGCACUGUAGAUGCUCUGCUGCACUGCCUGAUGGUACUCCGUCUGUCCUUCUGUGCAGACCUAGAAAUACCUCACUUCUUCUGUGAACUGGACCAGGUCAUCAAGCUUGCUUGUUCUGAUACCCUCCUCAACAACAUCUUGGUAUACACAGUGACUAGCAUAUUGGGUGGUGUUCCUCUCCUUGGGAUCAUUAUCUCUUACAUUAAAAUUGCUUCUUCUGUUCUGAGAAUGCCAUCAACUGAGGGAAAGUACAAAGCUUUUUCUACCUGUGGGUCUCAUCUUUCCAUUGUUUCUCUGUUCUAUGGGACAGCUUUUGGGGUGUACAUCAGCUCUGCAGUGACUGACUCAUCCAGGAAGACGGCAGUUGCAUCAGUGAUGUAUACAGUGGUUCCUCCAAUGAUGAACCCUUUUAUUUACAGUUUGAGGAACAGAGACAUGAAAGAAGCCUUGAAGAAGUUCAUCAGGACACCUCACUUUUUGCAACUGUGUCAUCUGCUUUGGACUUAG
Messenger RNA from Chinchilla lanigera (long-tailed chinchilla), 960 nucleotides. RefSeq names its product putative gustatory receptor clone PTE03. The transcript has a single exon. Gene Ontology annotation, cellular component: membrane. The coding region runs from base 1 to 960 and encodes 319 amino acids. The record is from RefSeq and is a predicted model, not a curated record. Gene Ontology annotation, biological process: G protein-coupled receptor signaling pathway. NCBI's taxonomy places the organism in Eukaryota, Metazoa, Chordata, Mammalia, Rodentia, Chinchillidae. Gene Ontology annotation, molecular function: olfactory receptor activity; G protein-coupled receptor activity.